This is a messenger RNA of Protopterus annectens (West African lungfish), 1806 nucleotides long. RefSeq names its product zinc finger protein 436-like. The record is from RefSeq and is a predicted model, not a curated record. Bases 145 to 1755 code for a protein of 536 amino acids. The transcript has 4 exons. Gene Ontology annotation, molecular function: DNA-binding transcription repressor activity, RNA polymerase II-specific. Gene Ontology annotation, biological process: negative regulation of transcription by RNA polymerase II. NCBI's taxonomy places the organism in Eukaryota, Metazoa, Chordata, Ceratodontiformes, Protopteridae.
ACCUGUGGAAAGUUGAGUUAGAGAGUUUUGUUUCUUGUGGAGACGUUACAGAAAUACUUUGAUUUGCGUGUCUGUUUAUCAUUCUUCUGAUUUGUAUCCCUUACAAGCAGUAGCUGCUUCACUUUCUGAAUAGUGUACUGCAUCAUGAAAUUGGAGGUGCCAAAAAGUUUUGAAGAUGUUGCUGUUGAAUUUUCAUGGGAAGAGUGGGAGAUGCUGAGUAAAAGAGAGAAGAAACUACACCGGGAAGUGAUGGUGCAGAACUUCGAUCACAUGAUAGAUGUUGGAUAUAACAUCCCAGUGGACCACCUUUGGUCAUUUAUUUUUAAAGAUAAGAUGCUUCCAUCUGAGAAUGGUGACGUAGGAAGGAAUAUGCAGCAAAACCAACUUCCUGGCAACAGAAUUAGCAUCAACAGGGAUGCAGAGUACUCCGAGAUCAAGAGUCUACCGCAGGAUGAUGAAUUUAAUAAAGCUCUCUCAGAUAAGAUGUCAGUCACAAGGGAAACUGCAGUGCAUUCUGAAACCAGACACAACUGCAAGGAAAUUAAUGAUGGGUUUAUCAAAAAAAACAAAAUAGAAAGGCAUCUACAAACACCCAUGGAAAUGGCAUUUAGUCAGCUUAAUCACAACAACAGUGUAAAAUUCAAUAUUAAUGAUUUAACUGAUCAAUUAAGUCACAGUGGGAAAAGACAAAAGAAUACAAUGGCAUUACAUGAACAGAUAUGCAAUAAAAAGAAGCUUUACAAAUGUGUCACAUGUGGCAAGAGUUUUACAAGAAGAAAGACUUUAGUAGUACAUUUGAUAAUGCACACUGCUCAGAAGCCCUACAAAUGUACCAUGUGUGACAAGAGUUUUACACAAAGAAGUCAUAUAAUAUCUCAUCAAAGGACCCACAGUGGACAGAAAAACUACAAAUGUGCCACAUGUGGUAAGAGUUUUAGGAGGAGGAGUCAUAUGCAUAGGCAUCAGAAUACACACACGGGACAGAAACCGUAUAAAUGCACCAUGUGUGACAAGAGUUUUGCACAGAAGAAUCAGAUGAUAAGUCAUCAGAGUAUCCACACACGACAGAAAAACUAUAAAUGUUCCACAUGUGGUAAGAGUUUUAGGUACAAGAGUAAUAUGUAUAUGCAUCAGAAUAUACACAUGGGGCAGAAACCCUAUAAAUGUGCCAUGUGUAAUAAGAGAUUUGCACAGAAGAGUCAGAUGGUAAGUCAUCAGAGUAUCCACACAGGACAGAAAAACUACAAAUGUGCCAUGUGUGGUAAAAGUUUUAGGGACAAGAGUAAUAUGUAUAGGCAUCAGAAUACACACACAGGGCAGAAACCCUAUAAGUGCACCAUUUGUGACAAGACUUUUACACGGAAAGAUCACAUAGUAAAACACCAGCAUAUACACACUGGAGAGAAUGCCUAUAAAUGCACCAUUUGUGACAAGAGUUUUGUACAGAAGAAUCAGAUGGUAAGUCAUCAAAGUACCCACAUGGAACAGAAAAACUACAAAUGUGCCACAUGUGGUAAGAGUUUUAGAAAGAAGAGUCAUAUACAUAGGCAUCAGAAUACACACAUGGGACAGAAACCCUAUAAGUGCACCAUGUGUGACAAGACUUUUACAUUGAAGGGUAACAUGGUAAAACACCAACAUAUACACACUGGAGAAAAGCCCUAUAAAUGUACCAUGUGUGACAAAAGUUUUACACAGAAGUGUAGUAUGAAGCGUCAUCAGAAUAUCCACACUGGCCAUGUGGAAAAAGCAUAAAUAUAGUUGCAAAUAUAGAAACCUUCUGGAAGAACCUCAUGUUGAUCAGGA